UUUGCCACAUAUUUGAUAGGCAUCAUUUGUCUGACUCGUGGAUUAAGCACUGGGGAUCAAACUUUCCCCCUCCUUUAGAAAGGUUCCCGACACCAAAACAGGGGCAUCAAUUAGAGGAAUGAAAUGUACAGAAAUGGCAGUAUCUCAACUCAUGCCAAUGGAUGACCUCACCCAGCAGACUCAUGUGUCAGUUACUUCUGAUUUUGUAUAAAAAGGACAUUGGAGUCUUUCUGCUUUCAGCAAUUAAUUCCAGCAACUCAUUCCAGCAAGUCUAGGACAGGAUGAAGGCAACCACCCUCUGUGCUUUGUUAUUUUUUUGCUGGAAAAUGAUUUAUUGUCAAUCCUGUGAGCUAUCCAAUAUUACAAUAGCCGUGGAAAAGGAAGAAUGUGGCUUUUGCAUCCUGGUGAAUGCAACCUGGUGCUCUGGCUACUGCUUCACGAGGGACCGAGCUAAUAUGAUCCUUCCACAGAAACAUGUCCAGGAAGUCUGCACAUUCAAGUCAAUUGUAUAUGAGACUGUAAAGAUCCCAGGUUGUGCUGACCAUGCAGAAUCCUUUUAUUCCUACCCAGUUGCGACAGGAUGUCACUGCAACACCUGUGACACCGACAUUACCGACUGCACCCGGAGAGGCUUGGAGCCAAAUUAUUGCUCCUAUGGACAGCCUCAGAUCAUGGAGUGAGGCUUCAUAAUGUUCUUUGUAAUGUUUACUUUGUGAAAAACAUUGUCAACAACAAAAGCCUGUAAAGAAUAUAUGAGAAACGAUAAAGCAUUAAGCCAGCCCACCCGCUUUAUAUCCAAAUUGCAUCCCUCUUCAAUAUCCCAGCCAGAGCACUUCAGUUUUGUCUCUGACACUGCAAUGUUUAAUGGCCUUUAAGGCUCACAUCUUCCGAGUUUAAGCAGAACCAUCCUUCCUCCAGUUCUAAUUUUUUUUCUUCCCACUUCCAUUAGACUAGACUAGACUAGACUAGACUAGACUAGACUAGACUAGACUAGACUAGAAUAGAAUAGAAUAGAAUAGAAUAGAAUAGGAUUCAGCUAUAUGUAAUGCAUAGCAGGGUUAGUAGAUAGAUUAGAUUUAUUGAUUUCUAAGAAUCUUGCAAUAGAUGAGCUAUUAUUUAACAAUAGCAGCAACAACAACUGCCAAAUAAUGGAUCCCUUCCCUGAAAUUGUUACUGCCUAAAUGAAGAAAGCAUAGGAUAAUCACAGUAGAUUUUGGGGAGAAACAACAGUUCUGAUGCUCUGAACAAAUCCUUGAGUUUGUAAUUCUUUUGUACUAAACUUCUGUGAAUUUUGGGCUUCUAGUCAAAAAGAAAAAUGCUAGCCAAACAUUAUUUACUGUUCCUAUAGCUUAAAUACUGUAUUGUGACUUUCUGUGUAUUGAGCACACUAUUUUUGGUAUGGCAUUCCCCCAUCCCCCCAAAAAUCUGGAAUAGUAAUGAAGUAGAUUUUCAGACUAAGCACGUGUAUCUAGUUAGAUAGUUGCAUUAAGUUGUAAGAAGACUCUGUAUGAAAUUUUCAAUGUCCACUGAAAAUGUCCAUUGAUUAGUUUCAGAUACUUGGUAUAUAACCUAUUCAAUGUAUAUUUAGAUCUGUCUCUGUAAAUAAAUAUUUCUUUGAAAUAAUAAACAUUUUAUUUUGUUGCACUUAA
This is a messenger RNA of Pantherophis guttatus, 1649 nucleotides long. The record is from RefSeq and is a predicted model, not a curated record. Lineage: Eukaryota; Metazoa; Chordata; Lepidosauria; Squamata; Colubridae.